UGUGAUCAUACUUUCUCUGUUUUCUUUUGAAAUAGGCACAGGUGCGAGCAGGUAGUCUUAUAGUCCUUAAAGAUAACCGUAACGUGAUAUUCAAUCUAUCAACCUAGUUGUGCUGGAAUGAGGGUGUUGUGGAUUUCCUAUCUGCUAGUUGGAGGCAUCGGAUGUUUCCCUGUGGAGAAAGAAUAUAGUGCUAAUAGUGCUCACACAAGCUCACUGCGGCAGCCACGUUCUUCUUGGAAUUUGUUCGGUGGAAUGGGGGGGAGUUCUGACCCAGACCACCGCUCCCUGCUAGCAAGUGUACCCGACCCAAGUUCUCACAAAGCGACCCGAGAUCCUGCUCAAGAUGGUAAAUCCAAUGCUGGCCAGAAACGUUUCAGAAGCUCUCCAGGUGUUUACCGCACCACCAACAUUGCUGUGGGUGACGUGUUUGACGAGGGCUCCGCUAGUUUUAGAGAUGGACUCUACAACAGUCCUGAGGUCGGUGUGUAUGGGUAUGAUCGUAGUGCUCCAGAUGGUAGCUUGGCUAGUACUCUCAUCGGUGACAGCUGGACUUCUGAACCGGCGGCUGGCUAUGAUGCCAUCGAUCAAAUCCCUCAGCCAGUCUUCAGCGACGUGUCCGAUCUGGAGCCAGUCUACUCUUUUAGUUCUCAUUCAAGCUACCAACGAGGAAGAACAGUAUUUGCUCGAAGCCGCUACACCCCAGGACAGUCCCCAACACAUGCUAGUGCGUAUCAGUAAAAGUGCUAAGCAAAGUCUUCCUGCCAAAACUCCAACUAAAAGGGCCUUCUGACUUAUCUGUGGUAAGCUGAAUUUAACCAUACGUGAUCAAAUGCCUAUGAUAAAUGACAUGCAAAUGACUUCCUUCUGCCCAUGUUU
This is a messenger RNA of Gasterosteus aculeatus aculeatus (three-spined stickleback), 876 nucleotides long. RefSeq lists its product as uncharacterized. Lineage: Eukaryota; Metazoa; Chordata; Actinopteri; Perciformes; Gasterosteidae. The record is from RefSeq and is a predicted model, not a curated record.